Rhizoctonia solani is the source of this 1200-nucleotide messenger RNA. RefSeq names its product mitotic checkpoint protein prcc-carboxy-term protein. The transcript is spliced from 4 exons. The coding region runs from base 1 to 1200 and encodes 399 amino acids. Lineage: Eukaryota; Fungi; Basidiomycota; Agaricomycetes; Cantharellales; Ceratobasidiaceae. The record is from RefSeq and is a predicted model, not a curated record. Gene Ontology annotation, cellular component: nucleus.
AUGCCGAAUAUACGCGAUACCGGCAUUAUCGCGCGAUUCUCGAGUCGAGUCAGUUCUAAAGAAAGACCAAGCAGUUGGUUGGGGAUACGGUGGCUUGGCAUCUUAUGGCUCCGACAGCGAGGGAGAAGAGAGACUAAGCAAACUACGCCCCCUCCCAAAACUGGCGACUCCAAAUCAUCCAAUGGUUCUCUGGGCUCUUCACUUGCUCUUCCCCCUCCAAAGAAAAGGCGAGAUGGCCCCGUGCGGAUUACUGUCGAGGCACCGAAAUUCGAUGACGCCGACGACAACGACUCGGAACGGGCGCAAAAGAAACCUCGUACACUAGGCCCUGGGACGAAAGGUGCUGGAUCAUCUUCUCUUUUCUCAGCUCUACCGGCUCCCAAGAACGCAACACCUAUUCUUCCCGAACCAAAAAGAGUACUUGGUGGAGGUGGUGGGCCUGCAUUGAAUUUCUCAACAGCAAGCACUACAUCUUCCGAUACUCAGUCGACUUCAAAUGGCCUAUUCCUCCCUCCUGCUAUGGCCAAGGCAAAAGCACAAGCCAAGCCUCCUCCGCCAGCCAUUGAAUCCGCACCGUCGGUGGAUUUCUUCUCGUUAGGCUCAACAAGUGCUGCGCCGUCCAUACCAACCUCUGGUACAGCACCAAGCACAAGCUCUUCCAUAACUUUAAUGUCAGCACCGGAAGUCAAAGACUUUGAACCACCAGUACCCACCCUUUUCGAUCCAUACCCAGGAUAUUAUCAACUACCUUCUGGCGAAUGGGCCAUGCACGAUCCGAAGUAUUAUAAAAAGGUUAUUGAACAACUUACGUCAGGUCCGGACUUGCAGACUGGGAACAAGAGUGAGGCUCGCGAAUUUGCUGAUAGGUCUAAGGAGGACAUGGCUACUUUCGAUCCCAGCGAAGAACUUCGUCAAGGGCAGAUUGCAGAGUUAGAAAAGAGAAAAGCGGUCACAACGACCCCUUCAGACGCGCCUGCUGUACCUCGUAUGAAGGCAAAUUAUUCGUGGUGUUCUAUGUUUGACCACCAGACUGAACUUUUAUAUUUCAUACAGGUACAAAAAUCCACUGGACUGGCUCGUUCACGACACCAGUUGUCCACCUUGCUAACAGAAGCAUAUGCCAAUCGCGAGGCCUUGGAAGAGAAGAUUGCACAAGGCAAACGGAAUCGCAAGGAAGCUGGUUCGAAAUACGGAUUUUAA